AUGCCAACUCCGCCCACUGAGGCCAGCCGUAAUCUCUCCCAAGCAGAAAUUCCCUACGAAAAGAUGGAUUUUCGGCACUUUCGUAAUCGCAGUAAUCGAACAGUUCUUUUUGCUUGUAAAAUCACCCCAAAUUUAGAUCAGACCAUUCGUCGUCUAUCCCUCCAAGAAAACCGCAUGAUU
This is a messenger RNA of Racocetra fulgida, 180 nucleotides long. NCBI's taxonomy places the organism in Eukaryota, Fungi, Glomeromycota, Glomeromycetes, Diversisporales, Gigasporaceae. The record is from the annotation of a GenBank genome assembly.